Magnolia sinica is the source of this 3298-nucleotide messenger RNA. RefSeq names its product pentatricopeptide repeat-containing protein At1g22960, mitochondrial-like. The coding region runs from base 430 to 2652 and encodes 740 amino acids. NCBI's taxonomy places the organism in Eukaryota, Viridiplantae, Streptophyta, Magnoliopsida, Magnoliales, Magnoliaceae. The transcript has 2 exons. The record is from RefSeq and is a predicted model, not a curated record. Gene Ontology annotation, molecular function: protein binding.
GGGUUAGGGCUCCCCUGCCAAGCAGAGAGAGGGAAGGAGACGCUGAGAGAGAGAGAGAGAGAGAGAGAGAGGGAAGGAGACGCUGAGAGAGGGAGAAGGAGACGUUGGGUCAGAGCAGGUAGGUGCACUUUCAAUGCAGCUGCGUUUCCACCACCCUCUCCCAAAUUCGAAAUGGAUAGCCGUUGCCUGUAACAAAUUAACCUGUGACUUGAAAAACACCUAAUUCCUCUGUUACAUUUCUUGCAAUCUUACCUGAUAGAAAGUUACAGGUUGAGACUUUGUUACCUGUAACAUUUCUCCCCCAAACACAAACUGUAAGAAAGUCACCUGUUACUUUCUUACAUUUUACACAAGUUACAGGCAUCCAAAGCCCCAGCCACGAAACUCAACCACCGCAGCCACGAAACCCAUCUAUCCUCCACUCCGGCCAUGCUCACCGUCUUUGUACGGUGCCCAUCGUGUCUUUUCACCAGAAUUGUCAGAUUUCCGCCAAAAAUCGUCAGAUUACCCUCCAAAAUCCCUCUUUCGCUGGCGACCCUUGUCUCCUCCACUCAGGUAAUCAUCCGUUUCUCUCAUUCUCCCGCCAAAACUUCCUUCAUUCUAAUCACAGAGAAACCCUUAAUGAGAUCAGACUUCACCCCCCAUCACAACCCAUCACAGAAUCAACCACCUGAAGUAACCGAGUCUGACUCUAAAAAAUUCAACGGUUUGGAUCGACCAUCCAUAGCUCUUGACUGUGAGCUCAUCAUAAGUGCUCUCUACUCAAUCCGUACCAGACCCAUUGCCGCUCUGCGGUUCUUUCGCUGGGCCACUCGCCAGCCUGGUUUCGAACGGUCUGAAAUCGCAUUCUGUGCCAUCUUGGAAAUUCUCGUCGAGAACGAUCUCAUGCGGCCUGCUUACUCCGUAAUGGAGCGGGCCAUCCAACUAAAUUUGGAUGGGAUUGUUGAUCUUUUGAUCAGCGGGCACGUGGGUCCCAAUGUUACUCCCAAGAUUCUUGAUCUCUUGAUGUGGAUUUACACCAAAAAAUCGAUGGUGGAGCUUGCUCUAUCAACUUUCUAUAAGAUGGCAAGAAAUGGGUUUCUGCCAGAUGUCAAGAACUGUAACAGGAUCCUUCGGAUUCUUCGAGAUGGCAAUCUUUUAAUAAAGGCAAGGGAGGUUUAUGAUGCAAUGGGCAAGUUUGGGGUGCGCCCCACCGUCGUCACUUUCAAUACGAUGCUUGAUUCUUUCUGCAAGGAAGGGAAGAUGCAGGAAGCUCUUAAUCUCUUAUUGGAAAUGCAGGAGAAAGGGUGUGUUCCGAAUGAUGUGACGUAUAACGUCUUGAUCAAUGGGUUGUCGAAGAAAGGGGAGUUGGAUAGGGCCAAGGAGCUGAUUGAGGAGAUGUUGAACUCAGGGCUGACAGUUUCGGCUUGCACGUAUAAUCCCUUGAUUUAUGAAUAUUGCAAGAAGGGUGAUUUUGUUGGAGCAUUGGGAUUUGGGGAUGAGAUGGAAAGGAGAGGCACUACGCCGACAGUUACGACGUAUAAUACAUUUAUUAAUGGGCUUUGCGAGAGGGGAGAGAUGGCUGAAGCUCGAGAGCAGUUUUCGCAGAUGUUGAAGAAGAAUUUGGCACCGGAUGUAGUCUCGUACAAUAGUUUAAUUUAUGGGUAUUGUAGACUAGGUGACAUAAAGGAGGCGUUUCACUUGUUUGAUGAUUUGGGUAGGAACCAGCUAGCGCCUAAUGUCGUGACCUAUAAUACGCUAAUCUAUGGUCUUUGUAGAAUCGGGGCCUUGGAGGCUGCCUGGAAGCUCAAAGAUGAGAUGUUUGUUCAGGGGCUUCUUCCUGAUGUGCUUACUUAUACGACCCUUGUAAAUGGGUCUUGUAGGAUAGGUGAUUUGGCAUUGGCAAAGAAGUUUUUUGAUGAGAUGCUUAGGAUGGGAUUGCACCCGGAUUGCUUUGCAUACACGACUCGAAUUGUUGGCGAGUUGACGUUAGGCACCUUGUCAGAGGCGUUCCGUCUCCGAGAAGAGAUGGUAGCCAAGGGGGUGCAUAUGAACUUAAUUACGUAUAAUGUUUUAAUCGACGGACUUUGCAAAUUUGGAGAUUUGGAAGAAGCCUAUGGUUUGUUGCAGCAGAUGCUUCAGGAUGGCUUUGUUCCGGAUCGUGUGACAUACACGUGCAUAAUCCAUGCUCAUGCAGUAAAGGGUCAUCUUAGAGAAGCUCGGGAGGUCUUUUAUGAAAUGCUUAUGAGAGGCUUAUCACCCUCGAUAGUGACAUACACGAUUCUGAUUCAUGCUUAUGCGGGCCAAGGGAGAUUGGAACUAGCAUUUAUCUUUUUCUCAGAAAUGAUAGAUAAAGGGAUAUCCCCGAAUGAGAUCACUUACAAUGCUUUGAUAAAUGGUUUAUGCAAAGUGGGCAGGCUGGAACAGGCUUAUCAGCUCUUUUAUGAGAUGGGGGAGAAAGGGUUAUGCCCCAAUAAAUAUACCUACACUCUACUGAUAAACGAAAACUGUAAUAUAGGAAAUUGGAAUGAGGCUUUGAGAUUGUAUAGUCAAAUGCUCAAGAAAGAUAUCCUGCCAGAUGCAUGUACUCAUGCUGCGUUUUUUAAGCAGCUUGCUGAGGACUACAAAGUCCAUGCAGUUUCCUACCUUGAGAACAAGGUUUUAGGUUGUUGAUUUGAUUAUGGGGAAUGCCAUGAAGAAUGGGCAUUUCAUUAAUGCCUGCAGCAGCCAACUGGGGUGGCCCAGGGUGGCUGGAACAGACACUUAUCUGGGCAGAUUGGCAUCUGAGAGUAUUUGCAUCAGAGUAGCUUUGGCAAAAGCCUGAAGUCAUCAUUUGAAUCCAGUUGGAUGGUUUCAUCUUCCACCAACUGAUGAAUUUUCUCUCUGGAGAUCUGAAGAAAUGGACCAAUGAUGAUGAAAAGCUUAGCCAGAAUUUAGUUCGCUUGUAUUCAAAUUGGACCCACCAUGAAAGCUUAAAUCCAACAACUUCAUCUUCAAUCUCUUCUGUGGCACCAAUUGAAGCUCAAUUGCUUUCAAGAAUCCCAGUGUGUUGAGCUUAACUCUAUUAGAAGAAAGAAAAUCAGAAGAAAAAGAUGUCCCAAGUUUAUGAAAAAUGUAAGAAAUUUGUAUGAAGAAGAAUUCAAGCUUUGAUCCGAAAAGAAUGGAGAGUUGUUGUUGAAAGAGGACUUGGAAGGCUCUUCGUAUGUAUUUUCACCCUUAUAGUGUGGGUUAAAAAAAUAAAUUCCACACACACACACACACACAUGCAGGCACACACUCUUUUAGGUACCCAUAAGGGUAUCACAACUGAAAAAAUAAA